This is a messenger RNA of Bombus pyrosoma, 3009 nucleotides long. Its product is annotated as phospholipase B1, membrane-associated-like. Gene Ontology annotation, molecular function: glycerophospholipase activity. The transcript has 7 exons. The coding region runs from base 33 to 1268 and encodes 411 amino acids. Lineage: Eukaryota; Metazoa; Arthropoda; Insecta; Hymenoptera; Apidae. Gene Ontology annotation, biological process: phospholipid metabolic process. The record is from RefSeq and is a predicted model, not a curated record.
AGUGACCAUUUGAUUGUGCAAGAAAACUUACGAUGAAGAAGCUGUAUCUGUGCAUUGUAUUAGAAUUAUGCGUGCUGACCAUGUCGCAAAGAACUGCCUUGGAUACGUCGAUUCUUAGUUACAUCUAUCGUGGAUAUCGUAAUUGGUUAACGCACUCCUACGGUACAAGGAGUGAGGAACGAGUAUCUCAAUUACGAAAUAAAAAUAACUUUCAAGAUGAAGUUCCAAUAGACGUCUCUUUUCCUUGCAACGUAACAGUCGGCAGGUCUUCGAAAGUUCCCGAGUCAGUUCAUCGUUUAAAACCAGGAGACAUAGAUGUCAUUGCUGCAAUGGGUGAUUCUUUGACAAUCGGCGCCGGUAUUACUUCGUUUUAUAUAUUCGAAGUGAACAUUGAAAAUAGAGGCAUAGUAGGCAGUAUCGGCGGUCAGGGAACUUGGCGACAGUACCUGACUCUCCCUAAUAUUCUUAAAGAAUUCAAUCCUAAAUUAGUAGGUUAUUCACUUGGAGACGCUAUAAGUACUGAUUCAGCUGCACAGUUAAACGUCGCUGAACCUGGGACUAUGUCUAAAGAUAUGACUUUCAUGGCGACAUAUCUAGUCAAUAAAAUGAAGGAAGACCCAAGGGUAGAUAUAAAUAAACAUUGGAAGUUGAUUUCAUUGAUGGUUGGAAGUAAUGAUUUUUGCACCAAUAUGUGUGUAACUUCUCCACGGUCUAUGUUAAAUGAUCACAAAAUAGAUUUAAUUAAUACUCUUAGAAUAUUAAGAGACAAUUUACCAAGAACUUUCGUUGCUCUUAUACCACCACCUCACUUAAAGGAACUGGUUACUGCAUACCAAGGAAGAGAGUCAUUGCCUUGCUAUGUGUCAUCCAUGAUUGGAUGUUCAUGUAUGUUUGCUUUAAAAUUUAGAGAUCAAAGACCGGAAUAUUAUAAAAUAAUUGAGAGGUGGCAAGAGAUUGACGAAGAAGUUGCUAAUUAUCCAGAAUUUCAUAAAAAUGACUUCACUGUAGAAAUUUUACCGACUCUGGAAAAUGCAAAAGUACCUCUUGCCGAGGAUGGACUUGCCGAUUUCUCAUAUCUUAAUGCUGAUUGCUUUCAUUGGAGUCAAAAACUACAUGCAAUAUAUGCGAAUAAUCUGUGGAACAAUUUGUUGGAACCAGUUGGGAACAAGAGUGGGGAUUUUACUUUGCCAUUUAAAAAAUUUUUGUGUCCUACUUCGGAAAGACCGUUUCUGAUGACGUAUAAAAAUUCGCAGAACAAAGAAUCUUAAGAAUGGUUCGAGAAAUUAAAAACAGUUUCUGUAAGUGUAAGAUGUAUUAUAGACUUGCCAUUCAAUUAAAGGAACGAGCAAUUUGUAUGUAUCAAUGCGGUAUAUUUCUGUAUAACGAAUGAAAGAAAAGUUGUUUUUCUACAUUUCUUCCUUCUUGUACAUAAUUCCUUAGGGUUAUUUUUUCUAUGUGACAUAGUUUUACAGUCGCAGGAAGAUUUUAAGCUUUUCGAUUGCUUUUGAACCAUCCAGACUAUUUACUCCAAUUUUAUAUAGUAUUAAACAAAACGAACACAUCAUUUUUAAAUAGAUUUUCUAAAAGAAACGUAACACGCUGUAGUACUAGAUUUAAUGUUGCUUUAUAUUUAUUAGAUGUAUCUACAUACAGUCACGUCGUAGGUACAGUAAUGUAAAUCUCGUGUUCGAGAUUCGAGUAGCAUAAAUUUUCAUUUUCUCCGUUAAUUUUUUAUAUGGCUUCAGUUCUACGCUUAUGGGUCUCUUCCGCACUCUACAUCUGCAACACAUCGCCCAAUUUCUAAAACGGUCAUGUAACCGCCUUUACAAAGAUACAUUUUUUAGUCCUCAAGCAAACCCGUUAUUCAGGACGCGCUACGCGUCUCACUACAACGACUUUUUAGUAUAAUUUUUAGGAAAGUUAGAAUUCUUUCAAUCGUCUUCGUCGUUAUCGUCGUUAUCGUCGUUAUCGUCCGCGUAAAGUCUGGUCGUCCAGCACCGUUAAUUUUAGUUGUUCAAUAAAUGUUAAACCGAAGUUCGUCUUUUUCUUUUUAAUUCAUUAGAGAUUUUUCGAAGACGCCAUUCUAUCCUUUGUUUUCGGCUCUGACCGAUUCCGGCACCUUGAAAAUCGGAAUCAACAAUCACCGCUCAUCCAAUACAUCUCGAAAUCUCGAAGAGCAGUCGACAUCAUAGUAUCGGUAUCAAUUAAAUAAAAUAAUGUGUUGCUUCUUUUUUUACUGUAAAAUAAACAUUAGUUCGAAAGCAAAUUAUCCGAAUAUUCCGAUAUAGCUCUUCUUGCACAAUGGAAAUGAUAUCAUCAAUUAGAAAUUUGACAAUUUGGAGAGUACAAAUCGCCAAUACUGAUAGGUAUGUUUUAUUAAAAUACUAGCAAAUUUGAUAACAAAAUGAUUGAUAUUUUACAAAAGUGUUUUAUAAAAGUUAAAAAAGCUACAAGCUAACUGAUUGAAUGAAAAAUUAUAGAACCCUAAAGAAAAAGUGUAUCGAAAAUGUAAAAUAGUGCUAAUUUAUUAACAUUGUUAGUAGAUUAUUGUGCAGGCCGGUCCAAAGCAUUGUGAAAUUUGUCACGCCUUCUUUGAACUGAUGACGAUGAUGGAAUAUUAAUGACGGGUUUCACAACUACAGGGAUUCAUUAUCUAUUUUAUUCACUAUUUUAUUAUUCCAACUACUUAUUUCAGCAACGUGACAUACCCACGUAUGUUCUGAUAAGGUACAAUAAGUAUGCUAUCUAACAAUUUGAUUGUAACUAAAUUUAAAAAAUGCAAAUUUCAUGGUCGCUAUUCAAAAGCGACAAAUAUUAUAAUCAGCAAAUGUUCUAAAAUAAGAACCAAUGUUGGAUCCACAGUAGUAUGUAAUUUUUACUGCGGUAUUUCAGCCAUUAUCAUACUGUUCUUGUAAUUUAAGUUCUUUGUGAAUGAAAGUAAUAAAGAAUAUUGGUAAUGCCAACACCAAUGAAACAUUUUCUCAGUCCUCGUCGGACGUUCAAAUUCAA